UGACUGCAUGUGAUCGCCAUGUCAUCGUUCCAGGAGCCCGUGAUAGAGCCUCAUUUCUCUUUUGGCAACAGCCAUAGCCGUCUGAUGAAUGCCAUGGUUUCGUGGGACAAGGUAAAUCAAUUGCUGAGAGAGCUCGCGCAGGUGAGGGGAGAUAUCGAAAGCGCGUCUGCUGUGAUAGAAAACUUGCAAUCAUGGCUCGAGAAUUCUACUCACAGUGGGACGGACGAGGAAUUGGAAGCAAGAAUCGAAAAGCUCAGACGCUUGUACGUUGCAGAGCGUGAUCGUGCAAUGAGAGAAGAAAAUCUCGUGAGCAGAACAAUCCUGGAGAUCGAUGCUGUCACUGCCUGCAUGGAACUUUCUGAACAUGGAGCACAACCGAGAGAGGAAGAACGAGAGCCAACCUGAGAAGUUCUCAUCCACUCAAGAGCCAAACUGAAGGAGAGAAGCCCGUUUUCUAGAAUCAGUUACUGUAAUUAGAAAUCUGUUCCAAUAUCGCCCUCGAUAUUUUAUUUUUAUUUCUAUUUUUGGGCUUGAAUUGAACUUUAUUAUUGUAGUUAUAAUUCUAGUACUUAUGAUUCCAUCACUAUUAUGCCGAUCAGAAAUGGGUGACCUAGAACUCCAAGAAGAUCCCUCAGCUACAUGGCUGUAAGGCCCUAAACUUCCUUCACAUUCCUUCACAUAUGCUUAUCUUAUAAUGAUAUCACGUAGUUUACAGUAUUUUUAAAUCUCUUCAUUGUUGAAGAGAUUUCAGUGCUAAGAUUGAAAUAACGAAACAAUGUGCGUAUAUUUACGUCUUAUUCAGCAGUUUUUUAGCUGUAUGAAACGUGACAAUGAUCCUCAA
Molecule: messenger RNA, 841 nt
Organism: Marchantia polymorpha subsp. ruderalis
Lineage: Eukaryota; Viridiplantae; Streptophyta; Marchantiopsida; Marchantiales; Marchantiaceae
Source: the annotation of a GenBank genome assembly